CCCGAUGUCCCUGUGCCAUCUAGCCCGCGUCUGGUCUCCCUCUUCUUGAUUCUUUCGCUUCGUGUAGAUCCGAUGCGUCGUGCGGCUGUACAGGCCUUCCGUGCUACCCGUCGUGCUCCAGUAUGGAAGGUUGCUGGUAGAAAGCCGCGGGCUGGGUUCUUCUCCAACAGCCAGGCGCUGGGUCUGCGACGUUCAGCCUCCGUUGGGAGAUAUCCUCCCAUUAUUCCUGCCUCUCUGCAAUCUUCCAUGCAUCUUCGAAACUUCUCCAUUGCUCUUAUCUCGACGGCGAUUGCGUCUGGCGCUUGGUAUGCAUAUCAGGGAACGGUGGUAACUGGGGCGGACACGGCAUCGCCGUCUCAAAUACGAACCAUAUCUACCGGCGUACCUCCUAUUGCUCAUGCUGAAGAUCCCACAGAGUCAACUCGUCGUGCUCUGUUAGUUCAUAACGACCAAUUUUAUACUGCAACGCUCUCUGGAGACCAGCCACUUUCCAAACUCACUGAUGACUCAGACCGUCGAGUACUAGAGAUGUUAACGCCAGAGCAGGCUACGCAAAAGCUGCGGAAGAAUGAGGAGUCCUAUUUGGUGAAUCGUGGAAAAGGAGUGGUUCGAUAUGAUAUUGUCCAAGUGCCUAGCAACUCACCGAUUGAAGACGACCAUGCCGAAAAGAUAGUUGAGGUGCCAUCUUCCGUAGCGGCUACGAAAGAAGGUGAAGAUAGCAGCGACUGGAUGUUCUGGGCCAUAUUUGACGGGCAUUCUGGCUGGACUACGUCUGCGAAAUUGCGUAAUGUCCUUAUUUCAUACGUUGCGCGGGAAUUGAAUACUACAUACAAAGCUGCGGCCGCUGAUCCAUCUGUUCUCUUCCCCUCUUCUGCGGCUGUAGACGCGGCUAUCAAGCAGGGAUUUCUCCGUCUCGAUCACGAUAUCGUACAUGCCAGUGUUGACAAGGUCUUAAAAUCUAAUUCUCGGCGAGUGGCGGCUGAACUCCUGGCUCCUGCCCUGUCAGGAUCUUGUGCUCUGCUCACCUUCUACGAUUCACAGUCGAAAAAUUUGAAGGUCGCUUGUUCUGGCGACUCCAGAGCGGUUUUGGGACGCCGUGGCCCCAGUGGAAAGUGGAUAGCGAUGCCACUUUCUGAAGAUCAGACUGGAGGGACACCAUCCGAAGUAAAACGCCUGCGUCAGGAGCACCCUGGUGAACCCGAUGUUGUGCGCAACGGGAGAAUUCUAGGCCAACUGGAGCCUAGUCGAUCAUUUGGUGAUGCGUUCUACAAGUGGAGCAGAGAGACUCAGGAGAAGAUAAAACGACAGUUUUUCGGAAGAACACCCCAUAAACUCUUGCAGACUCCGCCAUAUGUUACAGCAGAGCCUAUCAUCACCACCACCAAAAUUGAACCGUCGAAAGGCGACUUUCUUGUUCUGGCCACGGACGGUCUGUGGGAGAUGCUGAACAACGAAGAAGUGGUUGGGCUUGUGGGCCAAUGGAUCGAGCAGCAAAAAUCAGGAUCCAGCAACAGCAAAUCCUGGCUGCAGGGUUGGUUCGGCUUCGAGAACAAUAGGCUUCCUGUGGAGCAGGCCCAAGAUGCCAUCUCUGAAGGUCAACGACGGCCUAUUCGCCAACAGCAAUAUGACAUAUCCGGCUCUGCGGACCGCUUUGUCGUGGAAGACAAUAAUGCUGCUACCCACCUUGUACGCAACGCCAUGGGUGGUAAGGAUCGGGAUAUGGUUUGUGCUUUAUUGACACUCCCCAGCCCGUAUUCACGAAGAUAUCGUGAUGACGUUACAGUCGAAGUUAUCUUCUUCGGUGAAAGCCCCGACACGCGUACCAUCUCGGUAAAUGAGGAAGCCAGUGCAUCUGAGGAAGCGUACAAAGCUAAGCUUUGAGGAUAUCCGGAGUUUCUGUUGUCCCUAUUUUCUUGCCAUUUUGAGCUGCCCUCUCAUUUUUUUUUUUACACCUUUACGUCUCGGGGCCAGGAAUGGUGAUGUAUUUCACAAUUUUCUUUCACGGGUUUUGGAUUUGAUUUUUAUUUCACAAAAUAUCCCCUAAGAGCCAGGGUUCUGGCGUUUGUGUUCCUAGAAGGUCCAGCCACUCGGGCUUUAGACGUGAGACCCAUUGUCUUCAUAGAUUCGGGUACAGAGAAAAGACAUGACACUGACAUGUAUUUUCAAAUUGGGUUGUUGACACAGGCGCAUACAUGCGCAGUAUGGUAUAAUAUAUUUCCUACCUCCUCCUCUUAGAGCACAUAGAAACACAGACACGUGCAAUAUGGAGGGUAUAAAAAGCGUUUCAUCAAGGCGAAUAACCCACAUAGGACAACAGGAGUCGAACGAUGAACAGUCGCAAAAAGUAACGCCGAUCUAGAGGGCAACCGUGCGGCAACUGAUAAAAGCAUCCAGGCCCUCAGGAAAAUGCUAGGGAAGCAGGACUUCUGGAGGCGAACUACCCAUACCGGUUUUGAAAAUGGAAAUUCCUUUAGAUAGAAUUUGCAGACACGAUAGAAGACCGACAAUAGGCGUCGUCAUGAAGGCCAUAACUGGAGUGAGUCAGGUAUGCUGAUUCAGUAGAGAAGGAAAGAAUUCACAGGUUGGGCAGAAAUCCUCUGUUACCAUUCGCCUUUCUCUGUGCUUCUUUCUGCUUGCUUUUUUGCUUUUAGAUCUCCAGUCCAUUCUCAACUGCUCCAUGGUUUAGGCAGCUUUGGGAAGAGGUGACCCUUAGGUUCGCCUUUUCCCCGAAGUGCUAUAUACAUCCUAUUCCACGGCUUGCGUUGGCGGUUGGAGAAUAUGUGCUUUUCAAGGAGGAAUGUCUGUAGUGUGGCCACAUUUGUGCUGCUGAUCCAAUAGACCAUUAAAGCACAGGGCAUUUCUUGAAAAUAAGCUGAAAGUCCAAUAUGGACCGCCAGUACCUGCACAAAUAAUCGGAUGACGCGGAAAAAACCUUCCCGGAUCAUCGCAUUUCGUGGUAAAUUAGCGAGCUCUGAUAUAGGGGCGACAUGCCAACCCGUCCGUAUAUUCAACAGGAUAGUCCCAGUCAUAAGAAUAGGGAGCAAACCCGUCGGGUCUCCGGCUAAAAGAUCCGGAAACCACAGGCCGCCUUCAGAAGCAAGCGUCGGCUCGAUCGCCGGGGGAACGUAGUCCGAGGCAGAUCGAGUAAGGGAAAAGAAAGACAAAAGCCACGGAACGAGGCCCUGAGAGCUGCCACACAUGGCCCUGAGACUUUCCAUGAGGGAGAUCCAGACUGGCAGUUGCAUGAAAUUCGCCGGCCUUGAAAAUGGAGAGACUCUGAAUUCUUUGCGCAAUAAACGCUGGACGGUAAACAAUUCCUUCUUCACCAUAGAGGAGGCUUCACGAGGCGAUAACGGCGUCUGGGACCGUUGGUUUUGAUCUCUGAUCCGGUCCACGAAGUAUUUGUGCCAUGAUUGUACGAGGGGACUCAGAUCUCGCUCCCUUUGCGCGUGUAUCCUGGAAUAUAUUUGCAGAGGAAAUGCAACUACCAUCCGAACGAUGAAAGCUGUCAGGGGAAUGCUGCAGACCCAUGGAAGUCCUGUGACCGAAUGAACACCAUGGAUAAAGUCGGAAGAUAAAUGUAUAAUAUCAUUGACAAUGUAUUGAGACCGCCUCGUAGGAUGGAAAUUUCGGGUCUGCUGGAACGUCGUCGACUUGGGACGUGGGAAUGCACGCGACAGGCGGAGCCCAUUGAGCGGGCGGAGGGAACUCAUGACGCUAGUCAGAGUCCAAUUGACAGCAGGCAGACCUUGUGUAAAAAGAAUAAAGGCCAGG
Messenger RNA from Monascus purpureus, 3774 nucleotides. The record is from the annotation of a GenBank genome assembly. NCBI's taxonomy places the organism in Eukaryota, Fungi, Ascomycota, Eurotiomycetes, Eurotiales, Aspergillaceae.